GCAAUGGCGGGCUUGAGCUUGGGCGAGGGCGCAUUGUUCUCCGCCUCGACGCAUCGCACUGGUCGAAGAAGAUCGAUUAUUUCCGCGAAAUCUGGCUCUAGCUUCACGAUCGCCGCUGAGAGGAGCAAGAUUUCGGGGAUUGAAAAGAUUCAGGGCGGGAAGCGGCUCCAAACGCAGGUAUCUCCCGUGGCGCCUUCUGUGACAACGCUCCGAUCGCUGGAUUGGGACCGAGAUCGCUUCGAUAUCGAGUUUGGAUUGCAAAAUGGAACAACGUAUAAUUCCUACAUCAUCGAGGGAGACCAGCUUGCGAUCAUCGACGCGUCACACGAGAAGUUUCGGUUCCAGUACCUUGCAGCACUCAAGGAACAGAUCGAUCCGGCCACCAUCAAUUACGUAAUCGCGAAUCACACGGAGCCCGACCACAGUGGCCUUAUUCCAGAAAUUCUCAAGCUCGCGCCGGAUGCUGUCGUCGUUGGGUCCAAAGUUUGCAUACAGUUCUUGCAGAACCUUGUUCUCACCCCGUUCAAGAGCAUGGUCGUAAAGGGAGGGGAGAAGCUCGAUCUGGGAAAAGGUCAUGUCUUGGAGUUUGUGAUGGCUCCUAAUUUACAUUGGCCGGACACCAUGUUUACCUUCGAUCAUGGUUCCAAAGUUCUUUUUACGUGCGAUGCAUUUGGAAUGCACUACUGUUCAACAGCGACUUACGAUGAGGAUCUCAUGACAAUCGAACCACACUAUCGGUUUUACUACGACUGUCUCAUGAAGCCGAAUGCUCGGUCUGUGUUAGUCGGGCUCAAGCGGGUGAAGGACCUGGAUUUCGCAGUAAUUGCAACGGGACACGGGCCUUUGCUGAGGUAUAAUGUUCCAGAGCUGAUGAGCAAAUAUGAAAACUGGAGCAAGCAGGCACUGGAAAAACAGCUAGCUAGUGUCGCUGUGCUUUACGUCUCGGAUUAUGGCUACAGCGAUCGACUCUCUCAGACAUUCGCUAGAGGCCUGACGAAGACGGAUACAGGAGCUCAGAUGAUUGACUUGAACUCGACAGAUUCGCAAGAGAUUGUAGAGAGCGUUGCUCGAAAUAGUGCGGUGUUCUUAAUGACGCCUCCAAGCACAGGACCUGCAAACGCAGCCAUCAGCACGCUCUACGCAGCGUUGAAAACAAAGAAGCCAGUUUUGAUAGCAGAAAGUUAUGGAGGCGACGAUGAGCCCGUUGAUACGAUUUUGCAACGUUUUGUGGAGCUGGGAAUUCCAACUCCUCUUCCUGCUUUAAGAGUCAAGGAAACUCCGACAGAAUCAACGUAUCAACAAUUUGAAGAAGCAGGCACGGACUUGGGACAACUGCUUUCUCAAAAGAAAGUCAUUGAAGCCAAAAAGACACAGAUGCCUGUGAAUGUUGCCAAGGCAAUAGCUCGAGUGUCAGGCGGGAUCUACGUCGUGACUGCCUUUAAAGGCUCAACAAAAGGAGCUAUGAUCGCAUCUUGGGUGUCCCAGGCUAGCUUCAAACCUCUAGGCAUUACCAUAGCAGUCGCCAAAGACAGAGCUAUCGAGUCUCUCAUGCAGGUUGGUGACAACUUCGUCCUCAACUGUUUGGAAGAAGGAAACUCCACAAAACUAAUGAAACACUUUCUAAAACGUUUUCCUCCUGGGGCCGAUCGCUUCGAAGGAGUGGAAUGGACUGUUGGAAAAAAUUCGUGUCCCAUCCUGGUGGAUGCUCUAGCUUAUCUCGAGUGCACAGUGGUGACUCGAAUGGAAGUGAGCGAUCACUGGAUCAUCUACGCUCACGCCACCGAGGGCAGUGUCUCAAAGCCAGACGCUAGAACUGCCGUGCACCACCGAAAGAUUGGAAACUACUACUGAUGGAGCGAUGCCGAGCGAAAGCCUGAUCAUAAAAUCAAGAGCAUUGGAGGAAUGACGAAAGCUUCGCUCACAGUGAGAAAUACUUUGAUCACAGUGAGAUAUUUUAUCGAAUAUGCUUGUCAAACAUGGUUGGUUGGUGUGAUCUCAGCAACCCAGGAAGGAGAAAGGAAGGAAGAAAGACGUACUUAACAUUCC
Molecule: messenger RNA, 2046 nt
Organism: Selaginella moellendorffii
Lineage: Eukaryota; Viridiplantae; Streptophyta; Lycopodiopsida; Selaginellales; Selaginellaceae
Product: diflavin flavoprotein A 1
Exons: 10
Coding region: 4-1851 (615 amino acids)
Molecular function (GO): FMN binding
Source: RefSeq, a predicted model, not a curated record